UCAUUUUUUUCUUUCUCGCAUCUUUCCACAGCAACGGACGACUUUUAAUACUACCGUGGAUUCGUCAUCAACGAAAGGGUGAUGUGGAUGUUAAGAUUGAUUAGCAUUGGACGUGAAUCACGUCUUCUUUUGACUACCGCAACUCGUGCCGUCAUUUAUAGUAAUAAAUGCAUAAGUAAUCUUAAGGGUAAAGUAAUAGCCAUAAGGCGAGAAGACCAAUCAGUAUGGGAAAGGAGAGCGCCGUUAGCCCCGGCAAAUGUUCGCCGUCUUGUCAGGUCGGGUGUGAAGGUAAUUGUGCAGCCGAGCAACCGAAGAGCAUACCCAGCACAAGCUUACCAGGCAGCUGGCGCACUUCUACAGGAGGAUAUCAGCUCAGCAUCCGUGAUUUUCGGUGUCAAGCAGGUGCCAAUAGACCAGCUAAUACCUAAUAAGACGUAUUGCUUCUUUUCGCACACCAUUAAAGCACAGGAGAGUAAUAUGGCCCUUCUGGACGCAAUCUUAGAGAAGAACAUACGUCUGCUAGAUUACGAAAAACUUACAGACGCUAACGGCCAGAGAGUAGUAGCUUUCGGCAAGUAUGCCGGAGUAGCUGGUAUGGUGAACAUACUGCAUGGUUUAGGUCUGAGGUUGCUAGCUCUGGGUCACCAUACACCCUUCAUGCACAUCGGACCAGCACACAAUUAUCGAGAUUCAGCAAUGGCACGCCAAGCAAUUCGCGGCGCAGGAUAUGAGAUCGCGCUAGGCGCCAUGCCAAAAUCAAUCGGUCCACUGACCUUCGUUUUCACAGGCAGUGGUAACGUGAGUCAAGGCGGACAGGAAGUCUUCCAAGAACUUCCUCACGAGUACGUGCCGCCGGAGAUGCUGCGGAAAGUCGCCGAGCACGGUGAUACUACAAAAAUAUACGGUUGUGAAGUGCGACGCAGGCAUCAUCUAGAGAAAAAAGAGGGUGGCGGUUUCGAUCCCGAGGAAUACGAGAAGCACCCGGAAUUAUACAUUUCCACUUUCAGUAAAAAGAUUGCACCCUACGCUUCGGUGAUCAUCAAUGGCAUAUACUGGGCGGUGGAUUCACCAAAGCUAUUGACAAUACCAGAUGCGAAGUACUUGCUAAGACCUGCUCAUACGCCAUGGCUACCGAUAAGUGUUGGUGCACCCGCUCUGCCGCACAGAAUGCUCGCUAUCUGCGAUAUAUCUGCGGAUCCAGGGGGUAGCAUUGAAUUCAUGAACGAGUGUACAACGAUUGAUACACCAUUUUGCUUGUAUGACGCUGAUCGCAAUAAGGAUACAAAGUCCUUUAAGGGUCCUGGAGUGCUAGUUUGUUCGAUCGACAAUAUGCCCACGCAAUUACCAAAAGAGUCGACAGAUUUCUUCGGCAACCUUUUGUAUCCGUAUGCUUUGGACAUUAUACAGUCAGAUGCUAAAAAACCGCUGGAAGAACACAAUUUCAAUCCAGCUGUGCACGGUGCUAUUAUUGCCUCCAAUGAAAUGUUGACGCCUAAUUUUGAGUACAUCCAAGAACUGAGACAACUAAAUCAACGCAGCAAACAUAAAGCUGAUAGCGGGGAGCAGCAGAGCAAAACAGUCGUCGUUCUCGGUGCGGGAUAUGUUUCCGCGCCUUUAGUGGAGUAUUUGCAUAGAGACAAAGAUAUAAAAUUGAUGGUGGCAUCGCAACUGAAAGACGAAGCAGAUGCUUUGGCGAACCGAUUUCCAGGUGUUGAACCGGUUUAUCUGAACGUGCUAGAUCGUCCAGAUACGUUGCACGAUGUAGUCAAAUCAGCAAACGUGGUCGUGUCUCUGCUGCCAUAUUCACUGCAUCACGUCAUCGCCAAAACUUGUAUUGAAACUCAUACUCAUUUAGUAACAGCCAGCUACAUGAAUGAUAAUGUUAAAGCAUUACAUCAAGAAGCUCAGGAAGCUGGCGUUACCAUAUUAAACGAAGUCGGUCUAGAUCCGGGCAUUGAUCAUCUCUUGGCACUGGAGUGUUUCGACGAAGUGAAACAAGCGGGGGGUAAAAUAGAAUCAUUUAUCUCAUGGUGCGGCGGUCUACCUGCACCGGAAUCUUCUUGCAAUCCUUUGAGGUAUAAAUUCAGUUGGUCCCCACGAGGUGCACUAUUGAACACAUUGUCACCAGCAAAAUAUCUUCACGAGGGCCAGGAAGUGAAGAUCGCCGGUGGUGGCGAUCUCAUGUCUGCUGUACAAGAGUUGGACUUCCUUCCUGGCUUCGCUUUAGAAGGUUUUCCAAAUCGCGAUAGCACUAUGUAUAGAGAAUAUUAUGGUAUACAUAACGCAAGUACUGUAUUACGAGGUACGCUUAGAUUUAAGGGUUUCUCGGAUACCAUUCUUGGCCUGCAGUUGCUCGGUCUGAUCGAUCCCGAUCCACAUCCGAGUCUACAUCCCAAUGGACCAGAUAUUACCUGGCGAUUGUUGGUGUGUAAUCUACUAGGUCUGGCAAACGAUAAUAUUUUUUACGAGAAUCUGAAGCAGAAACUUGCAGAAAGAGUGAACUCCUGGGAGCGAGUAAAAGCUAUCGAGGAUCUUGGCCUGUUGGAAGAAGACCAGGUUUUGAAGUUGAAUACCCCACUCGAUACUCUUACGCAUUAUUUAUCCAAGAAACUAUAUUAUGAAAAAAAUGAACGUGAUCUUGUGAUAUUGAGGCACGAAGUAGGCAUAUGCUGGCAGGAUAAUAAAAGAGAAUCAAGAGGAAUCAACCUGGUGCUUUAUGGAGAUGCCAUUGGACAUUCUGCAAUGGCACGAACUGUUGGCUACCCCGCGGCCAUUGCAGCUAAAAUGAUUUUAGAUGGCGAAGUUCAACAGCGAGGAAUGGUGUUACCUUUCACGCCCGAUAUAUAUCGACCUAUUCUUAGUCGACUGAGAGCCGAAGGUGUAGAGUCCUUUGAGACGUCCAAAUGGUUGUGACACAUCCAUCACACAUUACCAUAAUGAUCGUCUGUAUAUAACAUAUUUUUUAUAUUUUAGGGAUCGAAGAUCAAUGUUAUACGUUAAUGUUAUAUAUAAAUAAAAAAAAAUAUGUCUCUAGAAUCAUAAGUCUGUAGACUGAUAGUUGCGAAAUAUUAAAC
Harpegnathos saltator (Jerdon's jumping ant) is the source of this 3074-nucleotide messenger RNA. RefSeq names its product lysine ketoglutarate reductase/saccharopine dehydrogenase (gene LKRSDH). Gene Ontology annotation, cellular component: cytoplasm. Bases 82 to 2913 code for a protein of 943 amino acids. The record is from RefSeq and is a predicted model, not a curated record. Lineage: Eukaryota; Metazoa; Arthropoda; Insecta; Hymenoptera; Formicidae. The transcript has 10 exons. Gene Ontology annotation, molecular function: saccharopine dehydrogenase activity.